Pristis pectinata (smalltooth sawfish) is the source of this 4652-nucleotide messenger RNA. It is a transcript of the gene rbm28, whose product is annotated as RNA binding motif protein 28. Gene Ontology annotation, molecular function: RNA binding. NCBI's taxonomy places the organism in Eukaryota, Metazoa, Chordata, Chondrichthyes, Rhinopristiformes, Pristidae. Bases 21 to 2282 code for a protein of 753 amino acids. The record is from RefSeq and is a predicted model, not a curated record. The transcript has 19 exons.
GUUGGUCAGGAGCACAGUAAAUGAUGGCUGCGCCCGUGGAAGAGGCUCCGACCACGGCUCGGAGCGGGUUGACGACCGUAUUCGUGAGGAAUCUGCCGACUUCGGCUAACAACGAGCGGCUAGAGGAGAUUUAUAGCGAACUAGGGCCGGUGAAACACUGUUUCGUGGUGAAGGAGAAAGGUAGUCAGACUUGUCGCGGUUUUGGAUAUGUGACUUUUUCUCUUCCGGAGGAUGCCAAGAAAGCUCUGAAAGAAGUGAAAUUCUAUGAUGGCCAGAAACUUGUUGCUUCUGUUGCUAAGAAGAAACUUCUGGGGAAGAAAGAGGCCCCUAAGGAAGCUCCAAAAGUAAAUACAGAAUGGAAAACUCAGAAGAAAUUGCAGAGAAAAGCAAGGUUGAUUGUUCGAAACCUGAGCUUUAAGUGUUCAGAGGAUGACCUGAAGGCUAUUUUUUCGCAGUAUGGGACUGUGCUGGAAGUUAGCAUCCCUACAAAAGAUGGCAAGAUGCGAGGGUUUGCAUUUGUUCAGUUCAAGAAUAUCCUGGAAGCUGGGAAGGCCUUGAAGGGAAUGAACCUGAAGGAGAUUAAGGGUCGUCCUGUGGCAGUGGACUGGGCAGUGGCCAAGGACAAGUACAGAGCGAUAGUGGGUACUGCUAAUGCAGGAGCAAAGAAUAAGGAAACCCAAGAGGAUGUAGUUUGUGACGAAGAAGUGGACGGUGAGAGCUCAGGCUGCCACAAAGAGACUGAACCCACUAAGGAGCAGAAACCCAAUGUGCACUGGAAAACAGCAUCCAAGAAAAGAUCAGUGAUGGAGGAGGAGGAAGAGGAGGAGGAAGUCACAGCAUCAGAUGAAACAGGAAGUUCAGAUGCUGAGACUGAUGAUGACGAUGAAGAUGAUGAGGAUGAUGAUGACGAGGAUGGUGAUGAUAUGUCCAUUGAUGAAAAUUCAGAGGAUAGUGAUCUGGAGUUGGAGGAGGAAAGUGGUAAAAAACAUGUGAAGAAAGAGAAGUUGAGUAAAUCCCGUCUUCCAACAGAUGUCCAUGAAGGACGGACGGUUUUUAUCAGGAAUUUGUCUUUUGACACCGAGGAAGAUUCACUGGGAGAGCUAUUGGAACAGUUUGGAGAUCUGAAAUAUGUUUGUAUUGUCAUACAUCAUGACACCGAGCACUCCAAAGGUUGUGCCUUUGCCCAGUUUGUGGCAAAAGAAUCAGCACAGAAGUGUGUGGAGGCAGCAGACAACCAGUGUGAGAGUGGAGGUCUCAGGCUGGAUGGGCGGAAGCUCCACGUGACCAUUGCAGUCAGUCGUGAGGAGGCCAAGAAAUUGCGCCGGAAGAAGUCAGACAAACCAUCUGGAACUCGUAACUUGUACCUGGCUCGAGAGGGCUUAAUUCGAGCUGGAAUGAAAUCUGCAGAGGGUAUGAGUGCCUCAGACAUGACCAAGAGAAUGCGGUUCGAGGAGCUGAAGCGGCACAAGCUGAAGGAUGUGAAUAUCUUUGUCUCACCAACAAGACUGUGCAUCCACAACAUUCCGAAGUCAGUGACUGACAAGCAGCUUCGGAAACUUUGUUUACAGGCCGUUGGUACAAAGGAAGCACGGAUAAAGGAGUGUCGCAUAAUGCGGGACCUGAAGACGGCAAAAACAAAAAAGGAUGGGCAGUCUCUGGGCUACGGAUUUGUAGAAUUUAUGGAGCACAGCCAUUCCCUGGCAACUCUGCGCUACCUGAACAAUAACCCAGAACUCUUUGGGCCAGAGAAAAGACCAAUUGUGGAAUUCUCAUUGGAGGAUCGCAGGAAGCUGAAGGUCAAAGAGAUGCGAGCACAAAACAGUCUGAAGGUACAGAAACUUAAUGCAGGCAUUCCAGCUGAGUCCAGGAAACCCAAUAAAUCUCCAAGUCACCAACUGCAGCGUGAAUCCCUGGACAGCUCACAAGGCAAGAAAAUGUGGUCUGGAUUUUGCACCAAGCCCGAGGUGGAGGAGGUGGAACUGGCCAAUGGCAAGAAACGGAAGAAGGUGUUGCCUUUGCCAUCACAUCGAGGCCCCAAAAUACGAUUGAGGGAUAAAGGAAAGCUGCCACAAUCCAAGCCCAAGAAGGUGACAAUACAGCCGAGCCGGGUGAAUAGGAUGAAGAUGGGAUCUGUUGCAAAGCAGGUUCGAGGGACCAAGAAAAGUAAACAAGACAAGGAAGAGUUGAAAUUUAAUUCCUUGGUUGAGCAGUACAAGAAGACGCUCCUGGGUGCAUCCCCAGCCUCCUGCUCUGUGAAGAAAAGUAAAUGGUUUCAGGACUAGAGUGAAAGACAGGAAGCCCUGGAUGUGGGGGUAGAUCCUGAACGAGACUUGAAUAAGAUGCCUUUAAAUACCUAAAUUUUAGGACCCCUCAGUAACAUUAUUCUUUGGCUGCACGCUGACCAUCAGCGUUGUACUCGAGACUCUCUGGGUGUUCAUGGAAGAUAUUAGCUCUGUGUUGAAGGAGUUGUUCCUUUCUGCUGAAUAUUGCUGAAGACUAAAGUCCAGCUGGUGGAAGGGAAAACAAUGUGCCGGAAGGGUUUGACAUGGUGUGUGUCCAUGGCAUGUAUGUUCACCUCUCAAGCUUACUAACUGCCGAAGUUUAUCUGAACCCCUUUCCACCAACUAGCUGUUGGAUUUAGGAUUGGUGCAGGACGGAUAUUCUGGGAAUUGAAACUUCGUCUCUUUGCUUUAUCAUUAACACCAGUGGGAUAAUAGCAACUCCCAAGUGCUAAAUUUAAAAUGAACUAUAAAAAGUUAGGUUGAAUAGUCCUACAAUGUGCCUUAGUCCUUGCCCCUGACCAGCAAUGUUCUGACAUUCCAGAUCCACAGGUUUGUGGUAUUUCCUUAAGUUGCUUGGAUGCUGUUAAUGGAACAUCUGAACUAAAGUAUAAAUCUCUAUUGCCCUACUGUGUGUCCUAGUUUGAAGAUAUUCUGAUGAAAACCUCUCCUCCCCACACUAGUGCUAAGAGGGAUGCUACAGUUCUCUUCAUUACCCUGGGUGGACCAGGAAAAAUCAGGCUCCUACUUCUCAUUUGGCUCUCCUGGCUAUUGAACAAUGAACUUGAUGUGAUGCCACUUACUAAAACUUGACAGCCUUGUGUGAAGUUGAGAAGUAUGUGUGUUCUCUGUAAAGGGGUCCAUGGAACAGUAGUGGACUUCCAUUAAAGGUAAAUCUGUUUGCAUCAUAUAUUAUACCUGCAAGUGACACUUCCUGGAGUUGGAUUUGGCUUUGUGUUGCAUGAGCUCAAUUUCAGUUUAAUCUACAUAAAUAUGAUUGUCACCCAUAGCCCAAGGUGCACCUGCAAAUCUUUUAAUGUGACCAUGGCUUAAAUGUCCAAUCUCAUUCUGUGUACAAGUUAUUAGAAUUUUACAAGAGGCCUGCAGAUCUCUGAAGCAACAAACAAGAUGCUGGAGGAACUCAGCGGGUCAGGCAGUAUUUGUGGAGGGAAAUGGACUGCUGACAUUUCAGUUUGAGGCCCAUCAUCUGGACUGAAAGAUAAACGGGAGAUAGCCAAUAUAAAAAGGUGAAGGGAAGGGGUGGUGCAAGAACUGGCAUGUAGUAGAAUAGAUGAAUAGUGAGUCUGGGUGAGAGUGUGGCAAGAGAGCAGCAGAAAUCAGAGAGGGAACAGUGAGAGAGGGUCUCACAGAACUCCCGUUGAAGAUAGAAGGCAAACUUGUUCGAAGUGGGCAUACCUUGAAGAGACCUUACAGUGGAAUAGCAAAAUGGAGACACAUGAGACUGCAGAUGCUGGAAUCUGGAGCAACAAACAAGAUGCUGGAGGAAUUCACCGGGUUGGGUAGCAUCAGUGGAGGGAAAUGGACAGUCGACAUUUCGGGUCGAGACACUUCAUGCUGGCUGUCUCCGCUCUAUCAGUCCAGAUGAAGGGUCCCUUUGAAACUGCUGAUUAAACGUCUUCCUCUUUGAUGAAUUCACCUUUGUUCAUUUUUCACUUAUUGUUGUGCUUGGCCUUGCUAUUUUGUAAUUGGUCUGAAACAUCUAAAUUACAGAAACACAGGAAGUUUUCCAGAAUAUAGAUAAUCUUUCCAAGUGCUAAAUGCUGCCCUUUCCAAAAAUCCUCGGUCAUUGCUUAUUUUACCCUUGACUCUAUAACCCUUCCCGCUCUUACAACCUUAUGAAUCUCUCACUGUUCACUUUAAUCGUUACUAGUUUAUAACCUUUCACUUCAAUUCCUUAAGCUCUUUAUCUCUCUGUCCCCUCUACCCUACUGUCAAUUUUUAUGUAACCUUUUCCCAAUAACCUCUUCCUCCCUCAAGUCUCAAUUAUAUAAACUGACUCUUUAAGCCAAAUGGGAAAAGAACCAGAGGUGAGAUGAGGAUUGUUCUUUCAUGCAGCUGGAAAAGGUGGAGAAAGAUUUAAAAAUAACUAAAAAGGGAAACUUGGGGAAAAUACAGUGGUACUGAUAAACUCUUUCAGUGUACCAAUGCAGACCCAAUUGCCCACGUGGUAACCUUAUCUCAUUCCAUGAUUUUUAAUUGUCCAGUUCAUUUGAUCCUUGAACAAGGCUUUAAUGCUAUACCCUACCUGAUCACUAUAUCAUCUUUCUCUUUGAACAUUGGUUUAAAGAUAAAUAAGCUGGUCAUUUUCAUGGUUCUGUGGCAUUUAUGACUUUCAAAGUACUCUUAGCUAUA